Nicotiana tabacum (common tobacco) is the source of this 1262-nucleotide messenger RNA. RefSeq names its product putative WRKY transcription factor 70. The record is from RefSeq and is a predicted model, not a curated record. Gene Ontology annotation, molecular function: sequence-specific DNA binding; DNA-binding transcription factor activity. Lineage: Eukaryota; Viridiplantae; Streptophyta; Magnoliopsida; Solanales; Solanaceae. Gene Ontology annotation, biological process: regulation of DNA-templated transcription.
UCAUCAUAUAUAUGGAGUCCCAAUGGCAAGAAAACUCAUUGUCUGAUCUGAAAAUGUUAAUCAAAGAGUUGAAUUGCGGCCAAGAAUUCACACACAAGCUAAGAGAUGUGAUAAAACAAUCUCUAGUAAAUGGAGACAUGAAUAUGUUGGCUGAGAAUUUGGUAGGGCAAAUUAUGGGUUCAUUUUGUAAGACUUUGUCAAUACUAAACACUAGCAACUCCAAUGAAGAUUCUCAGAUUCCGAUGGUGGCCGUUUUUCCUUGUCCGAAAGACGGACGGACGUCGCCGGAAGACUCAACGGGCAGUUGCAAGAAAUCAUCAGCAAAAGAUCGAAUAGGAUGCAAUAAGAAAAGGAAAAUUUCAGCGAAAACCGUUAAAGAAACCUCAACUUUGGCGGAUGACGGACAUGUUUGGAGAAAAUAUGGCCAAAAACAAAUUCUUGAUGCCCCUUAUCCAAGGCAUUAUUAUAGAUGUACCAACAAAUUUGAUCAAGGAUGUGAAGCAAUUAAACAAGUGCAAAGAAUUCAAGACAAUCCACCACAGUUUCGGACAAUAUACCAAGGUCAUCACACAUGUACAACUUACCCCACAGCUUCCCAAAUACUCUUAGAUUCUUCAACAGAUUAUGAAAAUUCUUCAAUCCUACUCAGUUUUAAUACCAAGGAUAAUCAUUAUUACCAUCCUUAUAAUUUUCCCACAUUUUUUUCAACAAAAAAAGAAACUAAAGAGGAAAACUCCCCAAGUUUCUUCUACCCUAAUAACAACCAAAACCAAAUAUCAACUUCCGACUAUAUUCUUCCGGCCAAUGAUUAUUGGACUCCGGCAACUGAAACCUCCGGCAAUGUUAUGGCGACGGCGUUAUCGUCGGCGUCUGAUAAUGUGGAUUACAUCUCAUCUGAAUCAGUUACUAGCACUCACAAUUUGGAGAUGGAGAUGGAGAUGGAGAUGGAGAUGAUGGCGGGAAUUGACUUUGACGAUUUGCCUUUUGAAUUUUAAGGGUAGAUUUUUCUCUCAUAUUUUUUUGGGAGUAUAGGUAGAUUCAGGAUAAGUUCUUGUGAAUUCAACUAAAUUAAUUACUUUCGGGGUUCUAACUAUGUAUACAUAAGUAUAAGUUAAAAUAAUAUAUAGUGUAUACAUGUAAUAAAAUUAGACUUAUUUUAGAAGGUUGGUGCUUUAGCCGCGGACUGUGGUUUGACUAAUGAACUAUAUAAUUUUCUCAAACAAAUUCUUGUACAAGUGAUGUCAUAAUGUUCUUUUGUUUCA